This is a messenger RNA of Amoebophrya sp. A25, 1469 nucleotides long. The record is from the annotation of a GenBank genome assembly. NCBI's taxonomy places the organism in Eukaryota, Dinophyceae, Syndiniales, Amoebophryaceae.
GGACGGGCGCGGAUGAGGAUUGAGAGAGUGUCCGCGCAGUGUUGAGGAAAAGGAAAUGAGACCACUCCAUUAUAGCAAAAAAAUCUUUGACAGCUGACAGCUAUUUCCCAGAUAGGCAAUUGCAAUUCCUCAACAGACCAAAGAGAUGAAGACCACCAGUCCAGAAGGACCACAACAUCAGCAAAAUGUUGGUCACGACACUGCUGGUGCGACCGCGGCCGCGGGUCAUAGAGCAACAAGACGUGGCAGUUUUUCCUAUGGGCCUGGUGCGGUUCAUCGAUCAAACCGCUCUACCUCGCUCUCAGAUGACCGAGUCGAUGAACUAGUGGGCGAAUUCUUUAGAAAGCAUCCUAGUUUUGGUCCUAUGUGGUAUCCUUUUUAUACAAAGAGGAGCAAGUGUUUUGGGCAACAAGGCAAAUCCUUUCUGCCGUCGAGAAUGCCAGCGCAUAUGUUCCAGUACAGUGCCGACCCGACAGCACUACAAAGGCAAGCAGAAGUGCAUUCGACUGUGGCGACCUUGUUGGCAGGCUUUGCAUUCGCCGCGACAGCGAAUGAAGGAGGAAUCAUUACUAGUGCAGGGGCAGGAACAACAACGUCGGCGUCAAGUGCUGGAAACAACUACCUGUGGGUCGACAAAGCUCUGUUCUGCCUCCUGUGUAGUGCAACGAUUCUUUUCCUAGCACAGGUGCUGCACUUUAUGUACGUCGAUAUGGGAUUAGGAAUGCGUGCAGGGCGCAAGUACUACAUGGCAUUUUCAGCUAGGGUUGGCAAUUCGUGUGUCACGUUUCAUCUAGGAACUUUUCUCCUGGCUGCCUGCAUGCCUCUGUGGACGUACAGGAAGUUUGGCAAUCCGAGCAAAGUAGGAAAUGGUGGAGGAGGUGGAAGUGGAGCUAGCAGUAGCACAUACGACCACCCGUUCCAAGAACCAGCUUUCACGGCGACUUUUGUCUUGGCGGCGUUUUUUAAGAAUGGCACAUACAUAGUCUUGCAUCCUCCAUCAGCGACUUCGCCUGUUCUUUUCUAAGUACAAUCAAUGAUGGCAUGCAAGGCUGUAGCUUUUAAACUCUGGGUAUAUUACGACCUUUUUGUCCUCCUGCCAGUGCACGAUAAGCUGAACAUGCUACUGACACACGCCGACAUGGGUAUUGACGUUGAGAGUUCAGCAAAAUUACCUAGUUUUUGGGGACUGCACUCAUGGAUGCCCGAUGCGUGGGACAGCUUGUAUCAGCAGGAAUUGAUGGCGAUGAAAGAAGCAAGGAGCGAAGCGAUGGAGUCGAAAGAGGCAGCUGCGGCAGCACAGCGCAUAGAAUUAAGGCUGUACCUAAUACAUCUUUGGACGUAUCCUUGGAACUACGUAUGGAGGAGUAUCCUAAGGGAAUACUCCCCCAUACUUUUCAAGGAUGCGCUUGAAAGAUGAAUUACGGACAGCGCUAAUAGAAGAGGAAGGUUUUCAUCUGUACGCGGGUUAG